UGUCAGUCGGUGUCAUACUGCCACUGACAAGUCGAUAUUUGAGCGGAGCGCUGCUGCUGGGCGUAGUUGAAGACGCGUGCGCGCAUGUUGAGCGUUGCAAUCGUCACACCUCGAAUGUGUCGACGAACAUUUUCUUUUUCGCCGUAACUGAAGAGAACGCGCGUCCACUCGACAGGACAGAGAAAAGUGCAACAAACUGUGAUUCGAAAAUGGCUGAAGAAACCAACGCCGCGCCCAGCCUCUCUUCGAGAUUGCAGAAGCAUCUCAAGGAGGCGCCGUUUUUCUGCAAAAUUAUCGAACUGGUAAUGUGCGUCGUUGCGACGGGAUUGGUAGCAGGACCGUUCCAACAGAAUCAGACGCGGCCGGCUGAUAUACAUCAUAUAGCGAUAUUUCACGUCGCAGUGUGCGGUUACAUUCUCAUAAACGCGAUUCUUAUUAUGAGCCAUUUAAUGGGCGAACGAUUGCCGAAGAAGACGUCUCUUAUGUUCACGACGAUGGGGGCGAUUUUAUGCUGCACCGCCGGCCUCAUUCUGAUUCACGACUGGGACAAUUUCUCGACUAAUAUGAUUCACGCGUAUCUGGACGAAUACAGCAACCAGACGGUGGCGGCCGGUUCUUUCGCGAUCUUGGCGGCCCUGGUGUUCGUCGUGGACACGUACUUCACCAACAAGUACGACUGAUCAUCCGAGAAUCAUCCGAGAUCGUCACGGACAUUCGCUGGAACGCGAACGAGACCGACCGCUUCGUACGUUCGCAGCUCCGUUUCGACAUAAAUAAGAUACCAUAAUACGCUGAAUAUAUUAUAACUCGGAAGUUCUGCCGAAUCGAUAUCGACAAAGAAACAAAUUUUCUCAGCCUUUUCAUUCUUA
Dinoponera quadriceps is the source of this 869-nucleotide messenger RNA. RefSeq lists its product as uncharacterized. Bases 210 to 680 code for a protein of 156 amino acids. Gene Ontology annotation, biological process: septate junction assembly. The record is from RefSeq and is a predicted model, not a curated record. The transcript has 3 exons. NCBI's taxonomy places the organism in Eukaryota, Metazoa, Arthropoda, Insecta, Hymenoptera, Formicidae.